AACAUGCCCAAGACAUCAAGCCUCGCUUCUUGUACCCCUUUGUGUGUAUCUCUUGCGAGUCGUUCAUCUUUCUAUUCCUAACCCAACGUUACUACUGUCAACAAAAGGCCAAACGACCUAACGCCCUGCAACCACCUGUACACUAUACGCUUGACAACGUUGUCUUCUCCUGGGAACAAUCCUAGACGAUGCCUAACUAAUAAGGUCUCUCCUCCGGCACAUCCCGCUAGACUUACAUGAAGUCAAGUUGGAUCGAUUCCCAGCCUUGCUACGGGCUGUCCGAAGGGGCAUGGCCGACGCAGCAAAGCCAUCCUCAACAUUCCUAAACUCGAUAUCUCCUUGGUCACGCAGCAGCACGCCACCGCCCAAAUCUCCCUUGCAGCCGCCCAAAGAUGAUUCAGCUCGAUUGAAGCAGUCUUCAGGAGUGGACCACACCAUCAGUCUCAGACCAAGCCCUAGUCUACGCAGAUAUCCAAAGGAUUGUCCACCUCUCAGGACAAAAUGGUACUACGCUGUCGACGUGCCAAAGCGGAAACCUUUUGCAAGUGAGUCGAAUUCUGACGAAUCCACCAAGGCUACUGUCCAACCCAAGAAAUUCGUGGGCUUCUCAACAUCCGACUCUCAAGCCAUUGAAAAAGCCUUUCAGUCACUUGAUACCGAUCGGCCGCUCAAAGAUGACAAGUCGGAACCCACCUGCACAAAGGUGCCAGUCAAUGAGGACUACUUGUUUGAUGUUCAUAUCGAAAAACGUGAACUAGGCCCCGCCUACUGGCUGGGUCCUGUGUAUGAGGUCCGUCGAGGCAGCUGGUUUUACUCCGACGGCACAACGUUGAAACCCACGGAUGAAAACCUUGCCAACCAGCUCGAAGAGGGGUAUCUGAAAGCUGCCCCGUGGAGAAGACUCGGUGUUACUUCACCUCGAUCCACAUCUCAACCAAGAAGCCGUCCAAGUUCGAUGAAUUUUGACAGCAACUCCACAACCCAGCCCAGUAAGGCCGCUCCCGCCCAGGACGACCAAGCAUCCAAUCCCAACACCCAUCGUCUCUUUGGCACUCAUAUGAACACGACGGUCACAUAUCAAGAUGCGACAGUUGCUUAUCUAUCUUCGGAUGACUUUUAUUCUCGCAUGAGCAGUAUUACAUAUGGGAGAUUUGUCGGCUAUGGUGGUACCAAAGUGGUCCGAGGCUGGUCCGAACCGGUGAUUAAGGCUACAGAUUCCAAAACGACUGACACCAAGGAAAAGCGAAAAUCCGCGAGAAUUCCCACAGAGCCUGCACAAACCGAUCAGAAGACCGGCCUUCCACAAGACAAGGAUCGUGAAGACGCUGAACCCGAAGCCAAACCUCGUCGUUCUGCUCUUGAACGCCAACUGUCAUCCUUGGCAGGAAUGUCACCAGACCAAGAGAACGAUAUAUCUGCGGAAGAGGAAGCUAGGGAACAAGAACAGCAAGAAAUGGAGGAUGCACGUGAGAAAGACGGGGAUGACCAAGCAAGACAGAUCGAUCACCUUGUCCUCGUCACCCAUGGCAUAGGACAACGCUUGGGAUUGAGACUUGAUAGCAUCAAUUUUGUUCACGAUGUGAAUACUCUUCGCAAAACAAUGAAAGCUGUCUAUGGUUCUGCUCCAGAUCUGCAAGCUUUGUCUGCCGACCCAGUCAAUUGUCGGGUUCAAGUCCUGCCCAUUGCUUGGCGACAUCUCCUCGAUUUCCCCAAGCAAAGCCUCAAGCAAAACCGAAAGGAGUUUGACCUGGGUGAUGCAGAUGCCGACUUUGAUGAUGACUAUCCUUCUUUGCAGGAUAUCACUGUCGAGGGCGUACCAGCCGUUCGAAAUCUCAUUACCGACCUGGCCAUGGAUGUGCUUUUAUACCAAAGUGCAUACCGAGAACACAUAGCAACCAUUGUCCAGCAAGAGUGCAAUCGAGUCUAUCAACUCUUCAAAGAACGCACCGGCUUCUCCGGCAAAGUCAGCCUGUGUGGACAUUCUCUGGGCAGUGCUAUUCUCUUUGAUAUUCUCUGUCGACAAGAAGAUAGCAAAACCCGACCUCGACGAGUAUCAAGCAGAACCUCACGCGAUGCGACCCAUGAUCAGGCUAACCUGCGACUGGAUUUUGAAGUCGAGAACUUCUUCGCAUUGGGCUCUCCCAUUGCCCUCUUUCAAAUGCUAAAGGGGCGAACAAUUGCAGGGCGACAGUCUCUGGCAUCGACAUAUGGCACCACCAUACCCACCUCUCCAUUCGACCCGGACCCAAUGACCAAUGACCCCUUCGACAUUGCUGCAACAAAACCAAUCGGAGGAGGCCCAAAUGUACAAAAGGACAUUAUCCCCAUCACGACCUCAUCCCCUAAAUGCAAUGAACUGUUCAACAUUUUCCACCCUACAGACCCCAUUGCCUAUCGUAUGGAACCACUGAUUUCAGGGGCGAUGGCGCAACUCAAGUCUCAACCUUUACCGUACACGAAGAAGGGACUAUUUGCUGCGCCCGGCAUCGCCAACAUAUCUGCACGUGUUGGCCAACAAGUCAUGUCAUCGUGGUACAACCUCACAUCAGGUGUUGCCUCCAGUCUCAUUAACAGAAGUUUGGGCAUCACGGGAGAAGAGCAGGCAUUGCCUCAAGACAAGGCCAAAGCAUCCGCAUCGACCGGUGCGAACGCAGUUGCUGGGUCCAAUAACUCUGCUCAAACACCGACUCAGCCGACAACCAGUAUGCCUAUCGUCGACCGCUCUCGACAAGAAGCACUCGCGGAUGCAGCACGUUUGUCACCGACAGAUGAACAGGCCCCGACACUCAUCGACGCCGAGAUCGAGACUCUGUACUCUGGAUUCCAGAAACGGAACCGUUCCAAGACACCAACUUCUCUCCCUCGAUCGGUCGAUCCAUCCGCGUCAUCGACAGAUCCGUCGUCAGCAUUAGAUCCUUCAGCCGCGAACAGCAAAAGCGAUAUUUCGAACUCGCCAUCGACGCCGACGACAGAAUACGCCAUCUCAAUGGAACGGGCGCGACGGCUGAAACGCGAGGAGGCGAAAGUUCGGGCACUCAACUCCAACGGGCGAGUGGACUACCACAUCCAAGAAGGCAUGUUUGACGUGUCUCUCCUGGCUAGUAUCGCGAGUCAUCUCAGUUACUGGGCCGACGAGGAUGUAAACCAUUUCAUGAUGGGCCAGAUGUUGAAGACUCGUGGUCGAAAGGGCCAUCGAGGAGAGAAGAGUACUGGCGUUUGAACAUAGUUACCGAAUCGACCCGAGAGUGCUGUUGCAGGACAACUCCUACUUGGUUGGUUUUGAAAUAAUUUGCUUGGUUGGUUGGAUUUGCAACAGUCGGUGUCCAAUUGCUCAAUUACAUAGAGUCUUAGAUUGGAACAUGUGGCGUUUGACUGGUGGUGUGAGAAAAUCAAUACCAUGCCUUGAGACUGUUGCCUUUUAAAUCUAUGUCCGCUCAUUCUUGUUUCCUCGAAACCGGGGUAUUAAGCCUAGACUGUCCGAGCCUGUUUUCAGACCCAUGCAAGGAACUGGCAC
Exophiala mesophila is the source of this 3514-nucleotide messenger RNA. RefSeq lists its product as uncharacterized. The transcript has a single exon. Bases 290 to 3220 code for a protein of 976 amino acids. Gene Ontology annotation, cellular component: cytoplasm. Lineage: Eukaryota; Fungi; Ascomycota; Eurotiomycetes; Chaetothyriales; Herpotrichiellaceae. The record is from RefSeq and is a predicted model, not a curated record. Gene Ontology annotation, molecular function: glycerophospholipase activity; metal ion binding.